AUGAGCCCCCAGCCGGAAUCCUCCCAGCCCAAGAAACGAGAAUCUCGUGCUGGCACGCGGAAAGUCACAUCCCUUUCUGCAGAACAGCUGGAAAGGAAACGUGCGAAUGAUCGGGAGGCCCAGAGAACGAUCCGUCAGCGGACUAGGGAACAUAUCGAGCGCUUGGAACAUCAAGUGGCUGAGCUGAAAGCCAAGGGGGAACAAUACGACGACGUGGUCCGAAGAAAUGCCGUCCUGGAGAACGAAAUCAGAGCUCUUCGACACCAACUUGCUCUGCUGAGUGGCCGACCUGAUUAUGGUCAGAUGGAUGCCGAUUACUCCAGUCGAGCCGAGCCUUAUGUUCUCGAGGGUCAGAUCCGUACGCAAAACCCGAUACCCCUUGCCACGCCCCAAGUCGAAUUCCAUGGCACACAAUCUGUUCGAAUCACGUCAGGAUCGAAGCACAGACUCUACGCCGACACCCUCCGCCACUUCCUCCACCUUUGCGAAUCACCCAUCCAUAAGGUCGACACCGGGGCUUUUGCGGCUGGCGCGCUAAUCCUGUUGGAAGAUUGA
This is a messenger RNA of Aspergillus terreus NIH2624, 555 nucleotides long. RefSeq names its product bZIP transcription factor. Bases 1 to 555 code for a protein of 184 amino acids. Lineage: Eukaryota; Fungi; Ascomycota; Eurotiomycetes; Eurotiales; Aspergillaceae. Gene Ontology annotation, biological process: regulation of DNA-templated transcription. The record is from RefSeq and is a predicted model, not a curated record. The transcript is spliced from 4 exons. Gene Ontology annotation, molecular function: DNA-binding transcription factor activity.